This is a messenger RNA of Trichobilharzia regenti, 569 nucleotides long. NCBI's taxonomy places the organism in Eukaryota, Metazoa, Platyhelminthes, Trematoda, Strigeidida, Schistosomatidae. The record is from the annotation of a GenBank genome assembly.
AUUGAAUCAUUGUCAAGUUAGUUGGUUAGUGACUAUUUAGCUCACAUUGUGGUAAAAAUGGAGCCUCAUAGGUCUAAAUUAAACCUCAUCAUACUCGUCAGUUUGUGCAUAGUCAAUAUUAUGAAGAUUGAAUCAGCAACGUUUAUGCUUCGAAUGACUGUUGAUGAAUCAGGACAAAUGACUGUUGAAUUCGACGGGAAGAACUUCACUCUGAAUGACGACUUCACACUAACAGUUCAAGAUAAGGACUGUACAAGGACAAUUUCAUUGCAACCACCGACCGGAGAUGAGCUGAUAACGAGAAAAGGAUAUCGUCCGGGGUCUUGGCUGUGUAAAAGGUGGUUUGAAAGAAACCGAAAUAUUCAUCCGAAAAUAGACGAAGUAAGACAGUACUAUGAAGAGCGUAAACCAUAGAGUAUGGCUGGGCUAAACAGUACUGAAAGGGAAAAAUAAUUCAACCAUGUAUAUUCAAAUACUCUCCUUUUCAAUAAACACUCCUUAUUUUGCGAAUGCAAAGUAUUCUUCUCUCUCUUUCUGUAGAUUAGAUCUUCUCCAAUAAAUGUAUAUGC